CAAGACUUGAAUUCAACUUGGCACUCAAAUCUGAGACUAUAUAUAGAUGUCUAAUUAGCCUUUUCCGCCCAAAGGAGCUGAAAGCCUGUCUCAAACCUCAACAGCGAAGAGAGAAGAGAGAGGAGCCGGAACGAAGACUCUUUGCUUUAGCCUUUCCCUCUUUCUUGCCCAAGUUCGCGUUCCCUUCAGAGACUGGAGCCGGAGAAGAAAAAGAUAAUCUAUGGAGGGCGGCGCAGGAAAAGGUUUGGAAUGCCCGAAGAUUAUGGAUGGGAAGGCGAGUAAUGGGAAGGGUUUGAAGAAGGCCAUUCCUUCUUGUUGCCUAAAAGCUAAGGCUUCGGCCCCUGAGAAUGAUGCAAAAUGCCAUUCAACUGUUGUUUCUGGGUGGUUCUCAGAACCUCAGUCAUGCUCUGAUAAAGCUGGCGAUCUGAUGUAUUUCAACAACCCGAUGUGGCCUGGAGAAGCACAUUCACUGAAAGUUGAAAAUAUUUUAUUCCAGGGAAAGUCUGAGUUUCAAGAGAUCCUGGUUUUUGAGUCGUCAGCAUAUGGCAAAGUGCUUGUGCUUGAUGGCAUUGUUCAGUUGAGCGAGAAAGAUGAAUGUGCCUAUCAGGAGAUGAUUGCUCACCUUCCCCUUUGUUCAAUUGAAUCCCCCAAGAGAGUUCUGGUUGUUGGUGGUGGUGAUGGUGGGGUUCUUAGGGAAAUUUCUCGCCAUAGCUCUGUUGAGCUUAUUGAUAUUUGUGAGAUAGAUAAGAUGGUUAUAGAUGUGUGUAAGAAGUUUUUCCCACAGUUAUACGUUGGGUUUGAAGACCCUCGUGUCCAGCUUCAUGUUGGGGAUGCUGUUGAAUUUCUUAGACAUGUACCUGAAGGGAAGUAUGAUGCAAUUAUUGUUGAUUCAUCAGAUCCUGUGGGUCCUGCUCAAGAACUUGUCGAGAGACCCUUUUUUGAGACAACAGCCAGAGCUUUGCGUCCUGGUGGUGUUCUUUGUAACAUGGCUGAAAGCAUGUGGCUCCACACACAUCUUAUUCAGGACAUGCUUUCUAUUUGUCGUGAAACAUUCAAGGGUUCGGUCCAUUAUGCAUGGGCAAGUGUUCCUACAUAUCCAAGUGGUGUGAUUGGAUUUCUAUUGUGCUCAACUGAGGGGCCACCUGUGGAUUUCUUGCAUCCUGUUAACCCGAUUGAGAAGUUAGAAGGCAAUCUCAAGUGUGGUAGAGAACUUAGGUUUUAUAACUCGGAGAUUCACUCGGCUGCUUUUGCAUUACCUUCAUUUGUGAGGAGGGAGGUGAGCAUUCUGCACAAUUCUCCAACCCCAGCACAACGAAUCUGUGUUUCUUAGCCAACUUUUAGCAGCAGUCCCUAUUUUAUUUUUAGGAUAAAGAAGAACAACACUUCCAGUAUGGGAAAAUAGCCAAUUAUCACAUAAUCAUAUAUAUGUAGAUGUUUCAACCAAGCUUUGGUCUUGAGGGUUUUGAGAAAAUCUAGCAUGUAAUAUGAGCCACUUGCAACAUCAUUUCUAUCAUAACAGUUGCCUACCUCACCACUCUCUCUGGUAGUUGUGUGACCUUAUAUGCUUAAUGGCUCAUGGGUAUUCUCUCUCUCUCUCUCUCUCUCUCUCUCUCUCCCUAUAUCUAUAUAUGUAUAUGUAAAUGAGAGCCGUCUCUGUUCUGGGAAAACGCAAUUUGUGAUUGUGUGGGUUGUGUUUGUACUUUCAAGACACUGAUAAUGAGAUUACUUUUUAUAA
This is a messenger RNA of Vitis riparia (riverbank grape), 1735 nucleotides long. Its product is annotated as spermine synthase. Gene Ontology annotation, cellular component: cytosol. Gene Ontology annotation, biological process: spermidine biosynthetic process. The record is from RefSeq and is a predicted model, not a curated record. The coding region runs from base 221 to 1330 and encodes 369 amino acids. The transcript has 11 exons. NCBI's taxonomy places the organism in Eukaryota, Viridiplantae, Streptophyta, Magnoliopsida, Vitales, Vitaceae. Gene Ontology annotation, molecular function: spermidine synthase activity.